AUGUCCUCUCCAAUGGACCUCUCGGCUUCGUACCCGCCGGAGCUCUCUCCAGAACAGAAACAGCAUUUAGUUUCUACUGUAAAGGAUUGGUGUAUACAUCACGGCCUUGCUGUCAGGCCUCCUCCGGCGUUUGUACAGGGUGCAGCAGAUCCGCAGGGCGUGCUAGCGACCAAUGCUCCAGUGACCCUUUUUCCGAGUUUAUUCCCCAGGUCUUGCUACGAGUCUGCCGUCUCGGUGCAGAAGACGUAUAACGAGCUGUACGCCUCGAUAAGCGGUAAUAUAGACUGGCUGGGCGAGAUAAUUGAAGAUCUCGUUGACGUAGAUGACUUCGUGGCCGGCCUCUGGAAAGUUCAUCUCGCAGUCAAAAGUGAGGGAUAUGUACAGCCUCUCUCACUUGGCUUGUUCCGAUCAGAUUACAUGGUACACAAGCCUCAGAGUUCCUUGGAGGAAGCACAAUUGAAGCAAGUUGAAUUCAACACCAUUGCUGCAUCCUUUGGAGGGCUAUCAUGCCUGGUAUCAGCGCUACAUACAUCUCUUCUAUCCUCGCCAACGGGAGAGCCCAUAGUGUACCCAUCGCAUCCAGCCUUAAAGGGGAACCUACCACCAGUGAAUACGGCUGUCCCUGCUUUGGCCGGUGGCCUUGCUGCUGCCCACAAGGCAUACGGCCCCUCCAAGUCAACGCCAAAUGCAUUGCCGUUAUGCAUUCUGUUUGUAGUCCAGGCUGGAGAAAGAAAUCUCUUCGACCAGAUGGAACUAGCAACGUGCCUCACUCAGUCUCACAACAUCCCCGUUUUCCGAAUCACGAGUCCCGAAAUUUUAGAACUAACAUCCAUCCCUGAAUCUAACCCUUCGCGCCCUAUUAUAUAUACUCCACCCUAUUCUCCCUCUACCCAGUUUGAGGCCACCACUAUCUACCUUCGAGCAUUGUAUGGACCACAGGACUACCCGGAUGAAGCAUCAUGGAAAGCACGGACACAUCUAGAGCGCUCAGCAGCCAUAAAGUGCCCAACUGUCCUCAGCCAAUUGUCAGGCUGCAAGAAGGUGCAACAAAUUCUUGCUACCGAAGUGGGAGGACCCGAAAUGGACUACCUCACUCGUUUCCUACCCAACACUGAACCUACAAAGAUAAAACAAAUUCGGGCUACCUUUGCACCUCAAUACGACCUUUCUGUUGGAGGCCGUGGCAGAGAGCUUGCAUUGAAUCCGGAAACAGCCGCAAACCAUGUGCUAAAGCCUCAGCGUGAAGGAGGCGGAAAUAACGUAUAUCGUGACUCGAUACCCGCUUUCCUCCAAUCACUGCCUGAAAAGGAUUGGAAAGGCUGGAUCCUCAUGGAACUCAUCCAACCCCCGCCAGCUAAGAAUGUUGCUCUCCGUAGCGAUGGCCAGGUCCUCAGCGGAGAUGUAGUAGGGGAAUUAGGCAUGUACGGGGCAGCCUUAUGGAAAGAAAAUGGCGAGCUUCUGCAUAAUGAGCAAGGCGGCUGGCUGAUGAGAACGAAGGCCAAGGACAGUGACGAAGGAGGUGUGGCCGCCGGAUUCUCUUCCUUGGACAGUAUAUUGCUUUUUUAA
Molecule: messenger RNA, 1566 nt
Organism: Arthroderma uncinatum
Lineage: Eukaryota; Fungi; Ascomycota; Eurotiomycetes; Onygenales; Arthrodermataceae
Product: glutathione synthetase large chain
Exons: 2
Coding region: 1-1566 (521 amino acids)
Biological process (GO): glutathione biosynthetic process
Cellular component (GO): cytosol
Molecular function (GO): ATP binding; glutathione binding; glutathione synthase activity
Source: RefSeq, a predicted model, not a curated record